Athalia rosae (coleseed sawfly) is the source of this 3085-nucleotide messenger RNA. RefSeq names its product zinc finger protein 239. NCBI's taxonomy places the organism in Eukaryota, Metazoa, Arthropoda, Insecta, Hymenoptera, Athaliidae. Gene Ontology annotation, cellular component: nucleus. Bases 1172 to 2113 code for a protein of 313 amino acids. The transcript is spliced from 7 exons. The record is from RefSeq and is a predicted model, not a curated record.
UGAUAUAUUGCGCAAUGAUAUCGUCCCAAUGACAUCUUAAUAGGAAUAAACUGACAUCGGAAAAUAGCGGAACCCCAUUAAACUCCGAGUCUUCACUAUACUAUUUUUAGUUCUAGACUCUCAUCUACAUACGUAUAACGUACAGUCGAUAAUGGGGUAGGUAUCACGAUUUAAGUGGCUGCGCUAAAAGCAUGAAAUGAGAGAUACGUAUCAGUUCCAUUAAUAUCGAACUUGCGAUACAGCAGCGAUUUCAUUUUCAGUUAUAUCGGUUACUCAGAGUACUUGGUAAUUUUGUCGUACACCUCGGAGGGUCUUACUACGUAUUUAUUCUGAACUUUCAACCGUGCAUUGAUUGAAAUGCAUAAAUAAAUAAAUGAAUAAAUAGAUGAAUAAAAAAUAAAAUUAUUCAACGUUUGCAGUAGCAAGAGUUGCGGGAUAAUUCGUGGCCUGCAGUGAUACAAGUUUAUUUAUGAUCAAAAAACCCGUCUUCGAUUGGUAUUUCUUUGACCACGGGGAACAGAAACGCUUUAGUUUGAACCUGAUCCAGCACCUCUUGAUCGGGCACUAACUGCGAUAUAUACAGCUUGAUCUCGAGUGAUUAAUGAGAAGGGAUAGUUUUAAGGUGCGGCUCGAAAAAUAACCAGGAGUAAAUGAUACGGUAGAGAAAACGGAUCAAUCCAAGUAAAAUUAUAUUUCAAUUGCAACUGCGGAUUACGCGUGGUUUUCUCAAUAACGCACAUUCGUUUUCAGAUCAUAAUCUUUGAUCGUUACCGCGUGAUCACCGCGAUAUGAAACAUUAGCAGAUCGAACGAUCGCAAUUAACCCGUUGGUGAUCUAAAUUAUCUCUCACUGAUACACGAUCGAUCCCCGUUGGGUCUUGGACAGUUUUUACAACGCGACGAUUAUCGUUGUAGGUAUUUACCGUCACAUUGCAGUAUAGUUAUGAUAAGGUAUUUCGUAAACAGUUAUUAUCGCAGCUGCGCAUAAUGCACAAUUUGCGUUUACGUAUACGCGGGUAUGAAGAGAUCACUCGAUAGAGUCUUCUGUCUUGUUAAUACCUUUCAUGUAGGGAACAACGAACAUUGUAUUAUGACGUUAAACCAGUAGCAUCGAGAGCUACCUGGACCUGAGAGAAAGGUAUUAUGAUUCGGUUAAAUGGGGAGCUGCUGUUAUGUCUCGAAUAAGACGCGAGUACGGCUGUUAUGACGAGGUUUCUUUUUCAAAUUAUAAUCUUAACUACCGUCAGUGUAACUGGAUAAGAUUCCUACACAUUGUUCAGACCUACAAUGACCAGGUGAAUCUGAUCGGCACCAAAGUCAGAGGGGAACCGAUAUUCGAGGUGAUUAAAGAUGUACAGCCAGACACGGAAUUGGCGGCAUGUUUUGUUCCCGUAGACGAUCGCGAUUUGGUUCUUAUAUCGCACGCCCAAUGGACACGUACGGCGAUCUAUAGGUACACGAUAGAUUCAAUUUUGGACGAAUCCCCGCUCGAUCUGUCAAUGGCCUUAUUAUCGCAUCAGUCAUCGUCUACGGUUCCGUCUUGCUACGAGGCUGACGAAUACGAAUCGACAUCCGGCGAAUCUUCGACGUCUACGUUAUCCCUAGUUGGCGAUCAUUUAGAAUGCAGCAUCCUUACAACGAUGAAACGAGGCGAGCGCGUUUUACUGCCUUGUGAAGUUUGCGGAAAAUCUUUCGAUCGUCCUUCCUUACUUAAAAGGCAUAUGCGAACGCACACAGGUGAGAAACCUCACGUUUGUAUGGUUUGCAACAAAGGAUUUUCAACAUCGAGUUCUUUAAAUACGCACAAACGAAUACACAGCGGAGAAAAGCCACACCAGUGUCUCGUUUGUGGGAAAAAAUUUACCGCCUCUUCGAAUUUAUACUAUCACCGAAUGACUCACAUAAAGGAAAAACCGCACAAGUGUUCACAAUGUUCAAAGUCGUUUCCAACGCCCGGUGAUUUGAAAAGUCACACCUACGUUCACAACGGUCUCUGGCCAUUCAGGUGCCACAUAUGCAACAGAGGGUUCAGUAAACCGACAAAUUUGAAAAAUCACAUGCUCCUACACUUGGGAAGAUGUUCGAACAAAAAGUUUGUCAAAUCAGAUUUAUGAACGGGCUGAGCUGAUCACAAAGAAUAGACUGACAACGAAAUGCGUCAUGCCAUUUCGUUUUUACUACGUAAGUGCUGCGCACAUCGAUAAAGGGAGAAAAAGUCACGGGCUGAGUGGCGGAACUGCAAUAGUCUGAAACUAGUAGAACGUGGUAGGACUAAAAAAUGUUCAUAAAUUAUCGCGUCCAAUUAGUAAUAAUCAUCCUCCUAUACUUACACAUGUGAGUACCCCACCUGCGAGCGUGCAGGUGUGCAUGGAUACGUUACGGAUACAUUUAUUAUUGAAAUAUAAUAUAUAAUUUUUUGUCAACUCGUGCAUGCAAACGAAGGGAAAUUUCAACACAAUGAUGAAUCAGGGUUGUGCUGAAGGUAUAAUAGGUACCUACGAAUUGUAGAAAUUUAAUAUCUUCUAGAGUUCAAAGCUGUGAAUAAUGAGAUUUUAAGGCUGAAGCCAACGUAAGUUCGAAAAAAUUUCGAUAUCAUAUAGCUUUAAAGAUUGACGUUGUAAACGAAAAGAUUGAAAUAUACGUUAUAGGUAAUUAAUAACAAGGUAAUUACGCUGAAUCGGAACUGUGGGGAAAAUUAUUACAUAUAUUUAAUACGAACUCUCAUUACGGUGAAGAGUUUCAGUGUUGUCUAUCGCUCCUCGACUAUAUAACUAAUUUAGUUUUUAACUCUUGAUAGUAAAGGUGAAAAAAAUCUUAAGACGAUUUUCCUGUUCGAUUCCGAUUCGGCAUAAUUAUCAAUAAUAGCCAUUCGUAUUACGUAUUUUAUUAUUGUAUAAUAAUACCGACGAUGGUGGGAAUCUCUUGGCACCCUGAAGGCUGCUGCUAUACAUACCUAAGUAAGUAGGUAUAUGUAACUAAAGAAAUCGUUCACUGGAACUUUUAGCAGUCGAUUAAUUCAGUGGAUUAGCAGUCUGGAGAUUGUCUUGUAAAUAAUGUUACUCCAAUAAAUUUAGAUUAGAAAUAAA